AGCUCUGCAGCUUGACGGAAAAGCACGAGGCGCUGCCCACCGCGUCCUGGACUUCUCUCUGAAACAAAGGAAAGCGCACUGUUCUCUUAUAUCCUGAAAAAAAGGCCAGUAAUGAAGCGGCCGAGGAUGUCGGCAUCAGAUUCGGACUAUUCCGUUGACUGGCUGGCCAGUGAUGAUGAUGAGGACAAUGACAGUGAGCUGGAGACUGAAUGUGAUCGAGAACAGGACACACUACCCACCACUCCUGCAGCUCAGAACAGCUGUGGCCCUCACACUUGCAGGAAAAGCAGUGACACCUCCGUGAAGGAUAAGGAGGACAGGAGCUGCAGGAGCAGCCCCCCCUCCAGUCCAACCAGCUCUUUCAGCACUGGAGGCCGAGAGCCUUCACCAUCGGGACACGAAGAUGUGUCUGGUCACAGCUGCACCUCGGGAAGCCCUAAAGGCAAAAGCAGACAGGCACAGAAGAGAGUGCGGUGCCUGCCAGUGCCAGAGCAAAAAGAAAAACAGCUCACAGACAGCCCAACGAAGGACAAGCUGUUUGCAUACAAGUGUGUGGAGUUGCAGUGCUAUAUUCACCCACUCUCCUCAAUCCUGAAUGGCCUCCGUUCUGGCAGAUACAGAGAACGGCUCAGCACUUUCCAAGAGAGUGUAGCCAUGGAUCGGAUCCAGAGAAUAAUGGGGGUCCUUCAGAAUCCUUGCAUGGGUGAACGGUAUAUUGACAUCAUCCUGAAAAUGGAGGAAAUGUUGAAGACAUGGUUCCCUAACGUAAAACCCAGCCACCAAACCACUGCUGUGGAGCUGACACAAGAGACCACAGUGCUGAAAAAACCCAAGUUGUCCUCGGCUCCAGCCCCCAUUCUUGCCGGUCUCUUCAACUCUGGCACUGCUGGUGCUUCUCCUGUGGCUGCCAAGGCCAUGCGGGUCAGUGACCUCAUCCUCCCAGCACCUUACUCUGCCACCAAUCUGAAAUGGCUCCACACAUCUCCCAUCUGCUCGCCCACUGCUGAGCAGGGCCAGCGCACAGUCCGUAACUUGCUAACAGCCCGCAGGGACGAGGACGUGACACAGGACAACUCGGUUUCCUCCACUAUAGACACCCCUGAACUUAACAUGGACUCUGUGCCUAGUCAGCCGCCUCCAGGAAAGAUCAGUGCCCCAUGCCUGGAGAGACUACUGAAAUCCACAGAGAGCAUCAUCAACCACAAAGCCUCCAGGGGGACGAGCAAUAUGGGUGCUGGCACCUUGUCCUAGUCCACAGAGACUGGGCUUUGGGUAAUCAGAGCCUAAACAGCAGGCACUCGUAUUAUUUUAUGCCAACGCACCCAAGCGCAAGCCCCCUGUUUCAUUUCAGCCUUCAGGGGACACACAGAGCAUAGCUAUGGCCAAGCCUAGCACCUAGACUGACCCAGCCUUCAGAUAGGCAUGCGUCAGUGUGUCACUGGUUUGUCUAACUUGGGUUUGUCAGUUUUGAAUCCUCUCUGGUGUAUUAGUUUGUCUCCCACAUAUGCCUGGUGAGACAGAGGACUGGUGGCUUGAUGUGUAGAGGCAGCAUACUGGUAUCUGUGAAUAAAGGAAAACAUUACUUCAGAAAGGGAUGGGGGGAAAAGCAGGAGUAAUGCAUUUCUAGGGAACACUUCAGAUAUUCCAGCGUGUCGGUGAUCUCCAUUGUAGUUGUAGAUAAAAAUGUGGGAUGAAUGUGAAUUUUUUUUUUUUUUUUUUUUUUUUAAAUCUGCUCCAUUGGAGUUGGUUAAUGUGACUGUUAUUCAUAGGUAUAAACUUAAAGCUAAGAUUUUGGUACAACGGUUCUACCUCAAUCUGAAACCAUGUCAAUGGUUGUGUAUAGAAUGAAUAUGAACUAAUGUUCACUGACAUAGAAUCAGAAAGAGGGAGCCUGCUAAGAUCAAGGUGAGCCAGAUUUGCCUGUAGUGCCGGGGUCUUUGUUGUGAGCCGUUUUCUCUGCAAGGAGAAGCUCCACAGGCCUGACUGGUGCCAAUGUAUAGAAUGUGAACUGCAAAUGUUUUUUUUUUUGUUUUGUUUUUUUUUUUGUCCUUUUAGCGUCUCCAAGUUUGAGGGCAUCCAGUGCCUGUUUAAUUUGAUGUCAAGCUGUGCCUGUACACUGGUUUUGAAAUGAAUGAGAACCACCUGGAAUACCUGCAACCUCUGAAAGAUGGGAUGAAUGCCAGUAACCUUCAAAGCUCCUGGCAUCAGAUACAUAGCUUAAAUGUUUGCAGACUCUGUGGUCAAGCGGGACGAUGACAUUUCUGUUUACUACAGAGUAGACAAUAGACUGAGAGGGAGGUAUUCAAAGUUUGUGUAAAAAAAAAAAUUGAGGUUGUUUAAUCUACCCUUGCAAAGUGGCCUUUACAGUGUGAUAUUUUAUACUUUCAAAAUAAAUGUGGUUAUAUUUGUUUUGGCGUA
Neoarius graeffei (lesser salmon catfish) is the source of this 2418-nucleotide messenger RNA. Its product is annotated as circadian-associated transcriptional repressor. The transcript has 6 exons. Bases 112 to 1251 code for a protein of 379 amino acids. The record is from RefSeq and is a predicted model, not a curated record. Gene Ontology annotation, molecular function: RNA polymerase II cis-regulatory region sequence-specific DNA binding. Lineage: Eukaryota; Metazoa; Chordata; Actinopteri; Siluriformes; Ariidae. Gene Ontology annotation, biological process: circadian regulation of gene expression; negative regulation of DNA-templated transcription. Gene Ontology annotation, cellular component: nucleus.